Molecule: messenger RNA, 1485 nt
Organism: Diaporthe citri
Lineage: Eukaryota; Fungi; Ascomycota; Sordariomycetes; Diaporthales; Diaporthaceae
Exons: 3
Coding region: 1-1485 (494 amino acids)
Source: RefSeq, a predicted model, not a curated record
AUGGGGAAUAGUAUCUCGACGUGUUUCAGCGCCAAGCUGCGCAGUGUCCGCAAACGACACAGCAUUCAGCCAGCCACUGGCGUCUCCGAAGCCAUGGCGGAAUUUAUGCCGGAUGAAAAGCAGACACCGCCGUACUUUUGGGGCGAAGAAUGGAACCAAGAGAGGCGAUUCAAGCAGCAUGCGAAACACUGUGGAUAUGAAGAAGCACGCAUACUUAUCGAUUGCGGCACUCAGAGGGAUAUCGAACGCAACAUUGACAAGGGCUUGAAAGCGGUCACCACGGCGUAUAACCUUUUGUACGACAAGAAUUCCGAGGCAGAGUCCAAACAAAUUUGUUCAGGCUCCGACGCCUCCUUUCAACAACGACUCGAGAAUCUCAACAUCGUCGGGAUCUGUCUCUCUGAUGACCUUAUGGCUUGGAAAAGGGAACACCACGGCCUUGGACGCAUCCCCUCAGACAGUCACCGCGGUCGGCGGCGCGCCUCGAACGAGGUCAUCCAGCUCCUUGGUGCGGAGGACUGGCCCGCACCGCUCCUGACCACGGAUUUGCUCUUUGGAGCGGGCCUGAUGAACAUGCUCAUAGGUGCAUAUGAUGCCCGCGUCCUGUACAGCAACUACUGCGUCGAUACAGACUCCUUGUACGAACCCAAAUCUGAGAGAUCAUCACCCGAGUUUGACAGACCAUCUUCACUGUUCGCCGCGUUCCCAAGACCUCAAAAGGUUCCACUUGGUGUUGAGCGUCGCAAAGCUGUCGAGUCGGGACUGGCUUACAUCCACGGCAAGGCUGACUUGGAGGCUCGGUAUGCUUCACGCUUGACCGACAAAACGGCAAAGAUGGACCGCGAGACAGCUCAUGUGGUCUACUUCUGCGAGGCCAACCGGGCUGGGAUGGCGGCCGAGGCCACGGCCAUCUAUGACGACAUGGUGUUCAGCAGUGCGGCGACCGACAUCAUUAACAUCCGGUCGGACAUGAGCAAUAGUGAGAUUGUCAAUUCAUGCCUCAACGCGGCUGACAUCACGAAUGCCGGUGUGGUGACGGAAGACGCGCUGAGAAGGGUUUAUGAUGCAUAUGCUGCCCACGAGGCUGACUUUGACGAGGCGUUCGACGUGGAUUAUCAUACAACAGGAUAUAGCCGUUGCUUGAAAGUUGCUUGCAAUGGCGCCGAGGUGUGUGAUGGCGUUGAAAGGUUGCUGGAAACGGCGGGAACACGCAACAAGGAACUACUCCGCAAGCUCUGGAUGUGUCUCGCUGGUUGGCCCUUGAAUUACGCCAAAGGUGGCGUCGUGGAUGCGGAUCGAGAGGAGAGCAUCGUUCAGUCCCUGGCUACGUCACUGGCUCAGGUAUACCACGAUGGUCUUGUCCUCGAGGAGCAAUGGCUAAUUGCACAUGCUCACCAUCACGCAUGGCAGAUCAACUAUUUGAUGGAAGCGGCUAUGUUCGGAGGUCUACUGGACGACGACCGACUGAUGGGGAGUGUUGAGUAA